This is a messenger RNA of Williopsis jadinii, 1851 nucleotides long. RefSeq lists its product as uncharacterized. The transcript has 2 exons. Gene Ontology annotation, molecular function: DNA-binding transcription factor activity, RNA polymerase II-specific; DNA binding; zinc ion binding. The annotation marks the transcript as partial. The record is from RefSeq and is a predicted model, not a curated record. Lineage: Eukaryota; Fungi; Ascomycota; Saccharomycetes; Phaffomycetales; Wickerhamomycetaceae. Gene Ontology annotation, biological process: DNA-templated transcription; regulation of DNA-templated transcription.
AUGGACAACAAAGAAGAGUCCAACACUCCUGCGAAGAAGGAGAAGAAGCAUUCCGUCAAGUUCAAGAGAAACAGAUCAUCCCGUGCUUGUGAAGUUUGUCAUUCGAGAAAAGUGCGCUGUGAUGCUACGCUUCAUAUUCCUUGCACAAAUUGUUUGACCUUUGGGUGUGAAUGCAAAUUCCCAGAGCGCAAGGAGAGGAAGAAUGCUAGUAAAAAGAGGAAGCUGGAAGCGGCAAAGCUCCAGGAUUCAAAGGCACCAGUACCUGGAGGUGGAGUUGCAGCCAACAACAACAACAAUGGCAAUAAUGUCAAACCAUCACCGCUGGUGGGGGCUGGUUCUACAACAGCUGGGCCUUCAAAUACUACAACGGGGUCGUCCAGUAAAAGGAGGAAUGAACCCUUGGCUGCCAUCUCUGCACGAAGCGCCAGGAUCGACUCGCAGAAACUCGUUAAGAAGAACACAAAUACUUUCUCCUACCAUGGACGCUCUUCAACGGCAAAGUUGCUUACGGAUAACUUGGACAGGGACCCACAUCUCAAGAUUUGUGAUUUCAUACCCCCUUCGUUGAGAAGCACGAUGGAGAAGACGCGGUUGAACUUGGACACAGUGCAGAUGGAAAUUCUAAGGUUGAGAGGUGCGUUCCACUUGCCGGAGAAGCACUUGUGUGAUGACUUGAUCAAUUCGUUCUUUGAACACAUCUAUCCAAUGGAGCCAAUCAUCAACAAGCAGAUCUUUAUGGAGGACUACCAGAACGGCACGGUAAGCUUACUAUUGCUACAGUCCGUGCUCUUGGCAGGAUCUAGAAUGUCAACAAACCCUCUGAUAUUUGACUCUGAUGGCUCGAACUAUUUGGCCAGCGCAACUUUUUAUCAACGUGCAAAGGCACUAUACGAUGCAAAUUUUGAGACUGACGAAGUUGCAGUGGUACAGUCCUUGAUAUUGUUUUCAAGAUUUUGGGAAGGUGUGGAUGAUAUCCUGGGUAACUCGUUUUAUUGGACAAGAAUUGCCAUCAUUGUCGCCCAAGGUUACGGCUUUAACAGAAAUUUGGCAAGGGCGUCAAAAUAUACAGAGGAAAGAGUUAGAAUAUGCAAAAUCAUCUGGUGGGAUUUGUACAUCAAGGAUAUGUCUGUUUCAGUUGCAUUCGGAAGACCAAGAAGUAUCUUGUUAGAGGACUGUGAUGUUCCAAUGCUUCAACUGGAAGAUUUUACCCCUGAUUUAUCCAGAAAGGAUGCCGAAGCGUUUAUUCAGAUGAUCAGGCUCAGUGAGAUUAUGUCAAUUGUACUUCAAGAACAAUACAGUGUCAGAGCAGAGAAGUUCAAGCGUCAUCGUGAUCAACUGGUUAUUACACACUGCGACAUGAUCAUGAGUAGCUGGAGAAAUAACCUUCCGCCGGCGUUGCAAUAUUCUCCUACAAAGCACGAUUCAUUACCAGUGAGUAUUUUGAACUUGUAUUAUUACUAUGCUGUGUGUUUGGCACACAGAUCCACAAUGGUGAGAAGUGCCACUCUUAACGGUAAGCAGUACCCAUCUGAAGGCAUUGUUUUCAAAGCAUCAAGAAUCAUUGCCGAUAUUGUCUCGAAGUUGUUGAAAUCUGGUGACAUCAAGUAUUGUCAUGCAAUGACUAUUCCAAUAUUCUUCAUUGCUGCAAUGACUUUCCUCUGCCAUAUGGAUUCGCAAAACUCUGCUAUCGCAAAAAGCGCAAAAAUUGGAUUUGCAAUCUGCGAUGAUGCACUCAAUGAGGUUGGAAGAAAUCAUAUGGUUGCCUCACUAAUCCGUUAUGAAUUGGAUAAGUUUAUCAAAGAUCCAAAGGCUAGGGAGAAGCUAGUGUCGAGUUUGGCCAGAAAGAAUGAA